Entrophospora candida is the source of this 249-nucleotide messenger RNA. The record is from the annotation of a GenBank genome assembly. Lineage: Eukaryota; Fungi; Glomeromycota; Glomeromycetes; Entrophosporales; Entrophosporaceae.
UUUUUGCCAAAUAUUGCAAGAUAUGGUUGCUCAGCUCAUACUAUACAACUUGUGAUUGGUAAAUCUUUAAUUCCUUGUCAAGUUUUUUUGGCAAGAUCUAAAAGUGCAAUUGGAGAUGUUCCAACUCAUUGGAACUCUUCUUAUCUGGCUUGGGAAAGGAUUUAUAAUUUGAAAGAUGCAAUUUAUACAGCUUUAAAUACUAUAUUAAGAAAUAUAAAAGAUUCUCAAUCAAAAAAAGAUUACAAUUGA